AUGGCCACCUGCGUCGCCUUCAAUUCCCGGCGUGAGGGCGAGGGCGCCACCCGGGGCAGGGCCGCAAGCAGCGGCGCUCCGCCCACUGGUGCCAGGUUCGACGCCGCCUGCCCGUACAAGUUCGUGGACCUCUCCCGGCCGGACUUCCCAGAGCUGGCCUUCCCCUCCGCCGGCAACAAGAAGUACCUCCUACCCGGGGGGGACUCCGAGGAGGACGUCGACGAGGUUUGGGCCAAGCUGCGAGAGGAGGCGGAGGAGGACGUGGAGAAGGAGCCCGUGCUGCGGACCUACUACCACAACGCCAUCCUCUCCCAUGCCUGCCUGGAGAGCGCCCUGGCCUCUCACCUCGCCAACAAGCUCGGCAGCGCCGAGCAGAUCCCCUGCGGCGUCUUGGUGGAGAUCUUCCUCGACGCCUUCCUGGCCGAUCCGGAGGUCCAGUGCGCCGUGCGAGCUGAUCUCCGGGCGGCGCGCGACCGGGACCCCGCCUGCUCCAGCAUGGCCCACUGCCUCCUCUACUACAAGGGCUUCCUCGCCUGCCAGGCCCACCGGGCGGCGCACCGGCUUUGGGCCAGCGGGCGCAGGGUGCUGGCCUUGUUUCUCCAGAGCCGCGUCUCGGAGGUCUUCGCCGUGGACAUCCACCCCGGGGCCCGGAUCGGCAAGGGGAUCCUCCUGGACCACGCCACGGGCCUUGUGGUGGGCGAGACGGCCGUCAUCGGGGACGAGGUGUCCAUCCUCCACAACGUGACGCUCGGCGGCACCGGUAAGGAAUGCGGCGACCGCCAUCCCAAGAUCGGCGACGGCGUUCUGGUCGGCGCCGGCACCCAGAUCCUGGGCAACGUCCGGAUCGGGGCCGGCGCCAAGAUCGGCGCCGGCUCGGUGGUGAUCAAGGAGGUGCCCCCCAUGACAACCGCCGUGGGGAACCCGUCGAAGCUGAUCGGCGGGAAGAAGAACCCGCUGAUGCUGGACAAGAUACCAGGCCUCACCAUGGACCACACCUCCUGGUCGGACUACGUCAUCUAA
Molecule: messenger RNA, 1020 nt
Organism: Spirodela intermedia
Lineage: Eukaryota; Viridiplantae; Streptophyta; Magnoliopsida; Alismatales; Araceae
Source: the annotation of a GenBank genome assembly